Messenger RNA from Chrysemys picta bellii (western painted turtle), 2239 nucleotides. Lineage: Eukaryota; Metazoa; Chordata; Testudines; Emydidae. The record is from RefSeq and is a predicted model, not a curated record.
UCAUCCAUAACGUCAGUUUCCCUCCUCCCCGAGCCCCCCCAGCGCUUCCUCUCGCCCCGGAAUGACCUUCCCGCUCACCAGGGGCCCCGACUCUUCUGGGCUGGUGGCGAACCCAGUCGACUCGGCCCUUUCCUCGCCCGGCAGGGCCCAGCACAGCCCGGCGGGAGGGGUCUGAGUUAAAGGAUGAAAAGUGACAAGGAGCCAUUUUUUGUUAAAUUUAUAAAGUCUUCUGGAAACUCUGAAUAUUUUUUUAAAGCUCUUGAGUCCAUAAAAGAAUUUCAGUCAGAAGAAUAUCUCCAGAUCCUUGAAGAAGUGCCAGCACUCAAUAUAAAAGAGAAUGACAAAUCACUUUACAUCUGUGACCCUUUUAGUGGCAUUGUUUUUAGUCACCUCAAAAAGCUUGGCUGUAGAAUCGUUGGACCACAGGUAGUCAUAUUUUGUAUGCAGCACCAGCGAUGUGUCCCGAGAGCUGAAUACCCUGUCCAUAAUAUGGCCAUGGCUGAUGUAACAAUAUCCUGUACUAGUCUUGAAAAAGAAACUAGGGAAGAAGUUCAUAAGUAUGUACAGAUGAUGGGUGGCCGCGUGUACAGAGAUCUCAAUGCAUCAGUAACUCAUCUUAUAGCUGGAGAAGUUGGCAGCAAGAAAUAUUUAGUGGCUGCUGCUCUGAAGAAACCCGUAUUGCUUCCCGCUUGGGUAGAAGCAUUGUGGGAGAAGUCGCAACAAGGUAUGGUUAGAUACACAGAUAUAAGCAUGGAAGACUUCAUAUGUCCUUUAUUUCGUGGCUGUACAAUCUGUGUAACUGGCUUAAGUAGUGUGGACAGGAAGGAGGUCCAGCGUCUCACUACUGAGCAUGGUGGUCAAUACACAGGGCAGCUCAAGAUGAAUGAGUGCACCCACCUCAUUGUUCAAGAGCCAAAAGGCCAGAAAUAUGAAUGUGCCAAAAAAUGGAAUGUGCAGUGUGUGUCCAUCCAGUGGUUUUUUGACAGUAUCGAGAACGGUUUCUGCCAGGAUGAGGCAGUGUAUAAGACAGAGUCUGUACAAAAGCAAAAUACCACACCCAGUACAUCAACUCCUACUAGCCAAGCCAGCAAACCUGACAGUCGUACCCUUUCAGAUGUCAGCCACAUUUCCAAUAUCAGUUUGAAUGGCAUUAAUGAAACUGCAUGUAGCUCUGCUAUGAACAGCAGGUUGGAUCCUCCUCCUGAUGAUCUGGAAAAUUUGGAUAUCAGUUCUUUUCAAGCUCCUGAUGAUUUACUAGAUGGGUGUCGAAUUUAUCUCUGUGGCUUCAGUGGCAGGAAGUUAGAUAAAAUGAGAAGGCUUAUUAACUGUGGUGGUGGUGUUCGAUUUAAUCAGCUCAAUGAAGAUGUCACCCAUGUUAUUGUGGGAGAAUAUAAUGAUGAACUGAAGCAGUUUUUGAACAAGACUGCUCACAGGCCUCAUGCAGUGACAGCAAAAUGGUUGCUGGAGUGCUUUGGUAAGGGUUACUUACUUCCAGUGGAGCAGUAUAUCCCUCUGAACUACCAGCCAAUAGAAAAUACAAUUUUGGAGCAACCUGGAAUUAAGCGAACUGUUCCCAAAAGUAAUAGUCUCACAAAAAAAGAAGCUGUGAAGCUUGUACAGCACCAGAAAGCAGAUGAAGAUGACCUCCUCUCUCAAUAUGUGAAUAAUGAUUCCACAUUAAUUGAAGUUGAAAAGCUAGAAACUGGUCACUUCAGUGAUGCUGCUCAUAUUACCAUUCAAGAAGAGAAGCAGUCCUCGAUCUGUCAUAGUUCACUGACACAGACUUCUGCAGUGGUUGAAGAAGGCUUAUUCGGCAGAAAGAGGUUCCUUCUUUUGGGUUUUGGUGAAGAGGAUGAGUCCUGCAUUGUAGAAGUUAUAAAGGAGAAUGCUGGGAAAGUUCUACCUCCUCAAAACAGAGCAAUUGCAGACUAUGCUGUGGUUCCUUUACUGGGAUGCAAGGUGGAGUCAACUGUAGGAGAUGUUGUUACAAACACAUGGCUGAUUAUGUGUGUAGAACAGCAGCUCCUUUUAAACCCUCAGUCCAACCCACUUUUCACCCCAGUAUCAGUAAUGGAAGGAAGCAGUCCUCUGGAAGACUGUGUGCUGUCUUUCAGCCAGUUUACUGGUGCAGAGAGAGACUCCCUGGUGUUCUUGGCAGGUCUUCUUGGAGCAAGGUAUGGAGUCUGUUGCCACUUAUGUUCAUUUUCUGGCAUCUAAAAUUUUUUCAAGUGUUUAGUCA